CUCAUUGAGUUCGGUUCAGGUCUUAGGAUGAGGCUAUUGUUGCCCACCAUUCGUCAAAGAUAAUAAACUUGAGAAAUAUAUGAACCAUCUCCUUUGUUCAUCCAAGAUAGCCUGAAGGACGCAGAUAAUAUACAAGAUAGCAGCAUGGCUCUCAGAAUGUGGGCUUCUUCCACCGCCAAUGCACUCCGAAUUUCUCGUGCCUCCAGUUCCCAUCUCUCCCCUGCAUUCUCUCUCUCCCGCUGCUUCUCUACUGUUUUGGAUGGGUUGAAGUAUGCAUCUUCUCAUGAGUGGGUGAAGCCUGAAGGUGCUGUGGCCACAAUCGGCAUCACUGAUCAUGCUCAGGACCAUCUUGGAGAAGUAGUGUUUGUGGAAUUGCCAGAAGCAGGUGGUUCUGUUUCUCAAGGUAGCAGCUUCGGAGCAGUGGAAAGUGUCAAAGCAACCAGUGAUGUCAAUUCCCCUAUCUCUGGUGAGAUUGUUGAGGUCAACACAAAGCUUACUGAAACACCGGGCUUGAUCAAUUCAAGCCCAUACGAAGGAGGAUGGAUGAUCAAGGUGAAGCCUAGCAGUCCAUCAGAGUUGGAAUCCUUGUUGGGUCCAAAAGAAUAUACAAAAUUCUGUGAGGAGGAGGAUGCUGCACAUUAGAAUUUGAACUUGCAGCAGGAAACAUCUUGGAUUGUUUUCUGCUACAAAAGAUUAAUGUUAUAUUUCUUAUGUUCUUAUCACUUGUUGCUGUUUUUCACUAUCAAAUAACACAAAAAAAAAGGAAAAAGUUGUUCUCAAAGAUUACAAAGUUGCUGGCUUUAAGUCAGUCAAAUAUGCAUGUUUGUUUUCCUUUCA
Molecule: messenger RNA, 837 nt
Organism: Juglans microcarpa x Juglans regia
Lineage: Eukaryota; Viridiplantae; Streptophyta; Magnoliopsida; Fagales; Juglandaceae
Product: glycine cleavage system H protein 3, mitochondrial
Exons: 4
Coding region: 145-642 (165 amino acids)
Biological process (GO): glycine decarboxylation via glycine cleavage system; protein lipoylation
Cellular component (GO): mitochondrion; cytoplasm; glycine cleavage complex
Source: RefSeq, a predicted model, not a curated record